AUGGACGUUAGCGCAUGGUCAAGUAUUUGUAUGUCUCCUGUUAAUCCUGCAAGAGCUCGUAAGAGAAUCAAACAGCCUUUAAAAUGGAAAAGAAACGUCGCUAAACGAUUGAAGUAUUCUGCCAAAAGUUUACCUACUUUUCCUGAAUGUGGACAUAAAUCCAAAGCAUUUAUGUGUGCUACGCUGAAAAUGAAGGACUUAUUCAAAUUCCACAAAAAAUUUCAUGAAAACUUGACUAAAACCAGUCAAGACAACUUUAUCCUUAAAUAUAUGUCGCUAGUACCCAUAAAACGCAGGAGACAUAAAAACGGCAAUGGAGGGGGAAAACGGGAAAUGCAGACAAAAUUCACUAUUCGAGGUUCUGACUAUCGUUGCGUACCUGUAUGUCAAAAGACAUUUUUAAACGUUUUACAUGUAACCAGAGCAAGGGUUUCAUAUAUCGCCAAACAAUUUGCAACUAAUGGGAAUAAUGCAUGUGAAAAAAGAGGUGGAGACAGGAAAGCUAAAUUAUUUUACGAUAAAAAACAAGCAGUUAUUAAAUUUAUUUGCUCACUGCAGUGUGUAGAAUCUCACUAUUGCAGAGGAAAAAGUGUCAGAAAGUAUUUAUCUUCCAACCUAAGCACCAAUAAAUUUUUUUCCAUCUAUAACUCACAGGCGGCGGAUGAAGUCAAACGGUCUAAAUCUGCACAUAAUCAAGUUCUCAUAAGUGGAGAAAAAUUUUACAGAAGUGAAUAUGGAAUUUUCAGAACCUUAACCAAAAAAGCUUUUAAUAUUAGAAAUAUAAACCCAGAUCGAAUACAUCCAGAUAAUCUAAGCAAUGUAAGUAGAGAAAAACUUAAAGAUGUUAAAAAAUUGCUUGCGACACAUUACGGACAAGGGUGGCGGGACGAUCCCUCACUUAAUUACUAUAAUGAAGUAUUAGCUCGUGGAGCUUAUCCAACAGUUCCAUGUGAAGAAGAGGAAUUCUGCGAACCUGGUCAAGAAGAGGAAGUACCAUUGCGGGUUUAA
This is a messenger RNA of Psylliodes chrysocephalus, 1008 nucleotides long. The record is from the annotation of a GenBank genome assembly. Lineage: Eukaryota; Metazoa; Arthropoda; Insecta; Coleoptera; Chrysomelidae.